Molecule: messenger RNA, 4665 nt
Organism: Oncorhynchus keta (chum salmon)
Lineage: Eukaryota; Metazoa; Chordata; Actinopteri; Salmoniformes; Salmonidae
Product: guanylate-binding protein 1-like
Exons: 11
Coding region: 1345-3240 (631 amino acids)
Molecular function (GO): GTP binding; GTPase activity
Source: RefSeq, a predicted model, not a curated record
AGGAUUAUUUUUUAUUUUUUUACAAAUUGAUUUGCAAGUUGACUGGUUAUAUGAAAAAUACUUGAUCCAUCCUUAAUAAUGUAGGCGUUUGCGUUUAAUUCAUUGAUUAGGUAACCAGAAAAAAUCUUCUGACAAAGGCUAUAUCUGCCACAUGAUUUAGCCUACAGUAGAAACAGUAUGUGAAUUUGUCUGUAGUCUACAUGCUGGACAUAAAAUGUAUGACAACGUGCUGUAUUGAGACUGAAUUAGAGGGUGAUCACUCUGGAAUUUAUACACUGAUUGAGUAGGUAAAGUUAUGGAGAUUGUACUCCUAAUAGAGUGAUGGUGAGAAAGACAGUUCCUCAGUUUAGGGUUAUUUUAUGUUGAUUGGAGGUUAAAUGUUUGCAAUUCUGUAACAUGCCACUCAGCUUUUAAAAAUCCAAUUAACUGUCCAUUUAUCCAUACAAGAUGUGGUCUGGAAAUAAUAAACAUGAAUACAAUGGCAUCAAUACUAAGAAGGCACAUUCAUUUAGCAAUAACAGAACGAGAUAUACAGCUUUCAUCUGUUAUAAUAAUCCAAUGACUGAAACGAAAUGACAAGUAGCUACCAACAUCAGACUAACCAUCUAACAAUGACAGGUGAAAAUGUAGCUAACAAUGUUAGAUAGCUACCAUAAAAAAGAGACACAAUUGAUCAGUUUGGCCUGGUGGUAGGCUCUAGGAAGAGUUUUGGCUACUGUGUUCUUGGGGACCUUCAAUGCUGCAACAUUGUUUUGGUACCCUUCCCCAGAUCUAUGCCUCGACACAAUCCUGUCUCUGAGCUCCAUGGACAAUUCCUUUGACCUCAUGUCUUGGUUUUUGCUCGGACAUGCACUGUCAACUGUGGGACCUUAUAUAGACAGGUGUGUGCCUUUCCAAAUCAUGUCCAAUCAAUUGAAUUGACCACAGAUGGACUCCAAGUUGUAGAAACAUCUCAAGGAUGAUCAAUGGAAACAGAUGCCCCUGAGCUCAAUUUCUAGUAUCAUAGCAAAGGGUCUGAAUACUUAUGUAAAUAAGGUAUUUCACUUAUUUAAAAUGUCUAAAUCUGUUUUCGCUUUGUUAUUAUGGGGUAAUUGUGUGUAGAUUGCUAAGCAUUUAAAAAAAUCCCUUUUAGAAUAAGGCUGUAACGUAACAAUGUGGAAAAGGUAAAGAGGUCUGAAUACUUUCCGAAGGAACUGUAUAUAGAGACUUUACAGUUGGCACUAUGUAUUCGGACAGGUAGCAUUCUCCUGGCAUCCACCACACCCAGAUUUGUCUGUCAGACUGCCAGAUGAGGGAGUGUGAUUCAUCACUCCAGAGAACGCGUUUCCACUGCUCCAGAAUCCAAUGGCGGUCAGCAUCAUGACAGGCCAGAGAGUAUCCAUGAAGGAACCAGUAUGUCUGAUAGAGAACGACAGUGAUGGGAAGCUGCGUGUGGUCCGCAGUGCACUGGACAUCCUGGACCAGAUUGACCAGCAUGUGGUAGUGGUGUCGGUGGUCGGGCUGUACCGCACCGGCAAGUCCUACCUCAUGAACAAGCUGGCUGGAGAGAGGAAAGGUUUUGCCCUGGGAGCCACCAUCCAGUCCAAAACUAAGGGCAUCUGGAUGUGGUGUGUGCCUCACCCUGAAAAAAGAGACCACACCCUGGUGCUGCUGGAUACAGAGGGGCUGGGGGAUGUGGAGAAGGGUGAUGAGAAGAAUGACAACUGGAUCUUUUCCCUGGCUGUCCUACUCAGCAGUACUCUGGUGUACAACAGCCUGGGAACCAUCGACAACAACGCCCUGGAGAAACUACACUAUGUGACAGAACUGACAGAGCACAUCAAGGUGAAGUCCAACCAGCGAGACGGGGAGGAAUCUUCAGAGUACCUGCGUUACUUUCCUUCCUUUGUGUGGACAGUCAGAGAUUUCACCCUGACCCUGGAGGUUGAUGGGAGACCCAUCACAGCCAAUGAGUACCUGGAGAAUGCUCUUAAACUGAAAACAGGUCAAAGUGCAAAGGUUCAGCAGUACAACCUGCCUCGUAGUUGCCUGCGGAACUAUUUCUCUCCUCGCUGGUGCUUUGUGUUUGAGAGGCCAGCCAGCGGAGACAAAAUGAGACGUAUGGAGGAGCUGACCGACGCUGACCUGGAGCCUGCCUUUGUGGAGCAAGCCAAGGAGUUCUGUGACCACGUCUUCAAUGAAGCCAAGACCAAGACCCUGAAACAGGGCCUGAAAGUUACCGGCAGACUUCUGGGGAACCUGGCAGAGACAUAUGUGUCUGCCAUCCGGAGCGGGCAGAUCCCCUGCCUGGACAAUGCUGUGUUGGCGCUGGCCCAAAUUGAGAACUCCAGUGCCAUCAGGAGGGCCAGGGCCCACUACCAGAAGGGCAUGGCUGACUGGGUAGCCUACCCCACAGAGACCCAAGAGGAGCUGUCUGAAGUGCAUGCUGUCAUGGAGAAGGAGGCUGUGGCCAUAUUCAUCAACAACUCCUUCAAAGAUGAGGACCAGAAGUACCAGUUGGAGCUCAUGAAAGUGCUUCAAGAGGAGUAUGAGAAGAUCUGUGAGAGGAACUACAAGGAGUCCCAGAAGUCAUGCGAGUCCAAAAUCCAAUGCAUCUUUGCCCCCCUGGAGGAGAAAAUAAGGGAUGGCUCCUACAUGACCCCUGGAGGAUAUAAAGAGUACUGCAACGACCUGAAACUGGCCACCAGCGAAUACAGAUCUGAGGGAGGCAGGGGAGUGAAGGGUGAAGAGGUACUGAAUGAGUACUUGGAAAGGAAGGCCAGCAUUGGUGAGGCCAUCCUGUCAGCAGACCAGUCUCUCACUGAAGCUGAGCAGAGAGCAGAAGCCGAGCAAGCAAGAAGGGAGGCAUCUGAGCGGGAGAAUCGAGCCAUGGAGGAGCAGCUGGUUGUCCAGGAGAGGUUGAGAGCGGACCAGCAGAGGACAUAUGAGGAGAAUGUGAACCAGCUGAUGGAGAGGAUGGAGAGAGACAGCAGAAAUGCCAUAGCAGAGCACGAUAGAGUUCUACAGGCCAGACUGAAGGAGCAGAGUGAUCUCCUCCAGCAAGGAUUUGAUGACAAAGCAAGCCAAAUGCAAAGAGAGAUAGAUUCCCUUAAGGAUGCGAAGGCACAAGAGGUAGAGAAUAGGCCAUCAUUCAUUAGCAAGGCUCUGGAUACUGUUGGGACUGCAGCUACAAUGUUCCUACCAGGAAUAUUCCCCAAAAUUGGAGGAAUAGCUUUGAAAUUAUUUUCAAAGUUGUUCUGAUGAAAGUUCUCAAGGAGAAUGAUAAACUAUCAAAUUAGUAUUAUUCCCAUAGACAAGUUUAAUAAUUUAUUGAUUCAAUCAGUAUUUAUUGAAGUUAAUGACUGAUUUACUUUAGAUUAAGCACUUAAGUAAGGUUGUAUUUCUUUGGUGUUAUGUUAGUUUUGACUACAAUACAAAAAAAUUUAAGGAAAGCUUUAAAGACGUUUUUGCAGUUAUUUUUUUUUACUAUUAUUAUUUUUACUAAUAUCGAAAGAUUGAUCAGUGCCUAAAUGAUCUACUUGAAGUUUAGUUUGAUGAGGUGCAUUUGUUAUUGCACCAGACAUGCUUUCCUAGUUAUAGUUAUGCAUCCAUAGUUAUAAAUUAUGUGGUUAACUGUACGGCUAAUUGGCAACAUUGACCUGUCAAAAGCUUUCGAUACUGUUGAUCACUCACUGCUAAUUUAGAGGCUUUCCUCAAUUGGCCUGCAUGUAACUGGUUUAAAAAUGACUUGACAGAUAGAACUCAAUGUGUAUCUACUGAUGGUGUUAAAUCAGGUUUCCUGGAUAUUAUGAAAGGUGUCUCGCAGGGGUCAAUUCUGGGUUCUGUACUUUUCACAUGAACAAUAUCAACUUGUCUGUUAACUUGUAACCUGCACAUGUAUGCCGAUGAUACUGUUGUGUGUGCUAUUGUCACCAUAUUAGCUAACAUCAUUGUCAACAUAGCUACUGGAACUAACGAGUUAGUAAACCCACUACACUGACACAGUAGUGUACAGCAAGCAAUAUAGCAAUUACACCGGCGGGCCCCAGUGGCAAUAAAAUAAGGAAACCGAAAGCUUACCUUGACUUGGAAGAGUUCCAGUGUUGGAUAGCCUUAGCUAGCAUAAAUAGAAUCCCUCUCUUUAUGAGCAGGGUGUUUGAGUAGGCUAAAUUAGCUAGCUCCAUUAGCUAACUAAGAAAGUGAAAAUGAGAAAUAAAAUACAACAAAAUAUAGCUAGCUAGCUCUCUCUCUCUCUCUCUCUGUUGCUUCUCCUUAAUUUAGAAUAAAUUAAUUUGUUCAAAACUGUUCAACUAUUUUAUAUCUCUGAGUCAACUACUCACCAGAUUGUAUGCUAGCUAGCUAGCUGUAGCUUAUGCUUUCAGUACUAGAUUAAUUCUCUGAUCCUUUGAUUAGGUGGACAACAUGUCAGUUCAUGCUGCAAGAGCUCUGAUAGGUUGGAGACUGUCCUCCGGAAGUCAUCAUAAUUACUGUGUAAGUUCAUGUAAGGGGGUGAGAACCAUGAGCCUCCUAGCUUUUGUAUUGAAGUCAAUGUACACAGAGGAGGAUGGAAAAUAGCUCUCUUCUGGCUACAACAUGGUGCUACCCCAGUGUGUUUUAAUCAGUUAUUUGGUGACAUGUUCAUAUAGUGAGUAUAGUUUUAAAUAAAACUGUUUCACAAUUGUUUUA